Neospora caninum is the source of this 1098-nucleotide messenger RNA. Its product is annotated as putative glutaredoxin domain containing protein. NCBI's taxonomy places the organism in Eukaryota, Apicomplexa, Conoidasida, Eucoccidiorida, Sarcocystidae. The record is from RefSeq and is a predicted model, not a curated record. Bases 1 to 1098 code for a protein of 365 amino acids. The transcript has 8 exons. Gene Ontology annotation, cellular component: mitochondrion.
AUGAUGGCAUCCGCCUUCACGCCUCGCGUUUCCUCCAAUCUUCUUUCUUGCGCCUCGGGGGGUAAAGCCUUCGUGCGCGGCAGGCAGGUUGCUGUCCAGCGUCUCGGCGGCAGGCAGCUGUCCCACGCAGGCCCCGCUGUCUGCGGCAGGAGACACCCCGCUCCCUCCCUCUCUUCCUUCCCCUCUGUCUCGUUCUCUCGCUCGCUCUCGCCUUUCUCGUUUUUCUCGUCAGGCGCUUCGUUCUCGCCUGCGUCUGCUCGUGUCGGAAAAGUGAGUUCCCGUACCUUUGCAACGGCGCAGGCGACAGGAUCGCUCGAGACGACAGAGAAGGAUGAGAAGGACGCAAGCGUCGCGACUCUCUUUCAGUUCACAGUUUGCCCGUAUUGCACCGCCACGCGCACAGUGUUCGACUUCUUCUCUCUUCCCUACGAAGCCGUCGAGGUACAUCCCUUCAGCAAGAAGGAACUCCUCGACGCUCGCCUAGACCAAAACUACAAGAAGGUUCCCAUCGCGCUGCUGGACGGGCAACAAGUCAAUGACUCUCGAGAGAUCAUUCGGCGGGUGUGUGAACUCUGCAAGUACACCCCGCGGGCGGCUGAGGGCGAGACAGCUGUCUCCGGAAAGUUGAGCGACCGGGAGCAGCGCGACAUCGAUUGGGCGUACACACAUCUCACGCCCAUUUUCCCAGCUUGUCUUUAUUCAACGCUUUUAUCCAGCUGGAAGGCCUUUAGUUCCAUUUCGGCCCUCAGCAACUUCUCGCCACUCGAAAGACUCAGCGUUCGCAUCGGUGGGCCGCUAGUGAUGUUUGCAGUUACCCGGAUGAAGAAGAAGAAGCUAGGCAUCACGGACCCAGCUCAGGCGCUGGAGAGCGCAUGCAGCGAAUGGAUGCAGCGCGUGCAAAACGCCGGCGGACAGUCGGGGCCUUUCCACGGGGGCCAGGAACCCGACAUGGCCGACGUCGUCGUCUACGGCCUGUGCCAGGCUCUCCGAUCCGCAGAGGCGCUGCAGGCAGUGCGGCAGAAGAACCCUGCGCUGGACAACUGCGCUCCCUACGGGGGGGGACGUGAUUUGUGGCUGCGGGUGCAUGCAGGCUUCUGA